Messenger RNA from Zygosaccharomyces rouxii, 951 nucleotides. It is a transcript of the gene ECT1, whose product is annotated as ethanolamine-phosphate cytidylyltransferase. NCBI's taxonomy places the organism in Eukaryota, Fungi, Ascomycota, Saccharomycetes, Saccharomycetales, Saccharomycetaceae. The coding region runs from base 1 to 951 and encodes 316 amino acids. Gene Ontology annotation, molecular function: ethanolamine-phosphate cytidylyltransferase activity. Gene Ontology annotation, cellular component: cytoplasm. Gene Ontology annotation, biological process: phosphatidylethanolamine biosynthetic process. The record is from RefSeq and is a predicted model, not a curated record. The transcript has a single exon.
AUGACAGUAGCUGAUUCAAAUCGUAUUUGGAUUGACGGAUGCUUUGAUUUUUCACAUCAUGGACACGCUGGUGCCAUCUUGCAAGCUAGAAGGACCAUUGGAGACCCACAACGAGGCUGGUUAGUAUGUGGUGUUCAUAACGAUGAAGCCAUUACUUUAAACAAGGGAACCAAACCUGUCAUGAAUCAAUGGGAGAGGUACGGGCAUACGAGAUCUAAUCGAUGGUGCAGCGAAGUUGUGGAAGAUGCUCCGUAUGUGACCGAACCCUCGUGGUUAGAUAGGUAUAACUGUCAAUACGUGGUACAUGGAGAUGAUAUUACGUUAGAUGCCAAUGGCGAAAACUGUUAUAGAGUGGUUAUUGAGCAAGGUAGAUUUCUUAUGGUCAAGCGUACGGAAGGUGUGAGUACAUCAGAGAUUAUCCAUCGUAUUUUGGGUAAGUCUAAACCAGUAGAUAGAACAAGUUUACCCACUUUUGAUGAGUUGCAAAUGUUUAGUAGCGGUUACAAUGGAUACGAACCUCAUUGUUACGUCUUCGAAAACGAUUUAAAGAACGUAGUGGUGAAAGGUGGGUAUGAUUUCCAUUCCUAUGAUGGUCGUACCAAGCUUAUCACAGGAGAUUUUGAUCUCUUUCAUGUGGGACACAUCGAACAACUGUCUCAAUUACAAGGUCCUAACCAUAGUUAUCGUUUAAUUGUCGUUGUCCAAUUGGACGAGGGUAGUAUAAUGACAUUGAGAGAAAUUGCGCUAAGCCUACUAAGCUGUAAGUAUGUAGAUGGAAUACUAGUAAAGCCUAGCGCGGAUUUCCUAAAGCAAUACAGUGAUAAAUUUAUACCCAUGCAAUCGACAUUCGAUGGUCAUUUCGGCUACUUAAACAAACAAAUCAUUAUGGAUCGUGUCCUAGAAAACAAACAGACCUAUACCGAGCGUAACAAGAGAAAAGGAUUCGAGUAA